This is a messenger RNA of Suillus clintonianus, 1593 nucleotides long. RefSeq lists its product as uncharacterized. Gene Ontology annotation, molecular function: protein binding. NCBI's taxonomy places the organism in Eukaryota, Fungi, Basidiomycota, Agaricomycetes, Boletales, Suillaceae. The transcript has a single exon. The record is from RefSeq and is a predicted model, not a curated record. The coding region runs from base 1 to 1593 and encodes 530 amino acids.
AUGGCGACGUCAUUCUCUCCCCUAGCCAAUGAUACGUCUAUAAGCGUCCCCAUACCCCGCCUUCCAAGCGAAAUUCUCGCGAUGGUCUUCGAACACUAUGAAGAAGAGAAGCGUUUCGAUGGAUCUGCGAGCGAUGGUGUCCCUGCUUGUCUAAAAGUCACACACGUCUGCAGACACUGGCGCGAAAUCGCUCUCGGUUGUCCGGCUCUUUGGACAUUCAUCUGUUCCUUCUCUCCUCGUUGGCUAGGCAUCAUGCUUGAGAGGUCGAUGAAUGCUCCUUUGAUUGUGACGUUUAAAUCUCCGGUCCCGCUACAAAAAUGCUUGGAGCCUAUCCUUUCACAUCUAUCGCGCAUCAAAGUCCUUCAAAUUCCCUUACUAGAAUCGGAUUUCGAACCCAUCAUCCGCUUGUUAUCUUCCCAACCUGCGCCGUUACUUGAAAUAUUCGAAUUCACCAAGCCAUGGGCGUACAAUGAUCCCACAAAAAGGCUCAUAUCAAAUGCGAUCUUUCAGGGACACGCACCUCGACUUCGGAGUGUUCAUCUUGCAGGCGGUUUAGACCUGAGCUGGACAGCUCAUAUUUUCAGCGGGCUUCGAACCUUAUAUAUCAGAGCCAUAGGAGCCAACCCCGAUCAUACCAUACCGCAGCUCCUGUCAGCUCUGAGACGCAUGCCUACCUUGGAGCAUCUUACACUCGAGUGGCUUUUCAUAAUUUCCGAGGACACGGAAACGAAGCUCCUCGACAAAGUACCACUCAAUUGUUUGAAAAGUAUAACACUAGGUUCCCUCUCGAUCCGAGAUGCCGCGUCUUUCUUCGCGCAACUAGCCAUUCCCGUCGACGCCAAGAUUGCUCUUCAACUCUCACGAUUUGAGGGCCUUCAAGACUUUUCCGACCUGUUUUCGGCCAUGAACAUGCAUCCUGAUGGAUCUGGUCCCGUCUUUCGGUCCCUGCGCGCCAUCUACAUUUCGUGCCUCUCUUUGUGCGUUCAAUUUAGCACGUCGACGGCGACGCAUCAUGCAGAACCCUGGAAUACUCGUGACGAUGACAUACGGCUAUCGAUUCUAUUCACAUGCGACGUGCCCGGCGCUGAAGUCGAGCCAAGCAUCAUAUUCGAUCUUUGUCGAUUUGUCACGCAGGACAGGAUUCAAAAACUCUCGUUGUCAGGGUUUAAAUCUCCAGGUAGAGAUUUCUGGCGCGCUGGAUCUGCCUGCCUCCCGGAGCUCGAAGUUAUUCAUGUGAGGAACAUUGCCGUUGGGGGCUUAAUCGGUGCACUUGAGAUCAUUGAAGGCAAACAGAUCUCAGAUAUACUAUAUCCCUCCCUUCGUGUUCUAGAGCUCGAGGCGGUUGCCUUCACCGACUUUGACAUUGGCGAACUUUACAAACUUCACGAACUUCACGAGACGUUUCGUGAUCUCAUGAAAAUGCGAGCCAAACAUGGUGUCGGUAUACACGCCCUCCAACUCGCAGUGUGCACAAGUUUAGGUCCUGAUGAGGUGCAAGGUCUUAGGGAAGUGGUUGCGACUGUUGGUUGGGAUGAAUAUGAAGAGCCGGAAUAUGACUACAGUCAUAAUGAUUUUGCGAGAUAUGUGUUUUGA